UUAUAUCUAUUCUUCCUUCUUCUCCUUCUCUCUCAGUGUAGCGUUUGUAUGUACAACAAUUGAAAAAAAAAUAAAAGAGAAGAAAAGGAAAAUAAAAAGAAAAAAGGAAGACCAGAAGAGAGAGAGAGGAGAGUGAGAGCCAUGGUUUCAACGAGGCGAAGUGGAUCUCUCUCCGGUAACAACAGCAAAAGAUCUUCGCCGUCCGACGAUAAACCGCCGUCACCGAAGCGUCCAAAGGUCGAGAAUGGUGGAGGCUCGGAGAAGUCGAUGCCGGCUGCGGAGAAUUCAAAGGAAGUGCGUACACCGACUCCGCCGCCGGCCGAUCCCGGAGAAUGUGGUUCCGGCGAUGCUCCGAUUGCCGGAGACGGCGCGAGUUCCGCCAAGACCGAGGCGGCCUCGCAGGCCGUCGCUGUGUCGACGCCGAUCGCCGAAGGGACUUCGCCUUUAGCAGAUAAGCCGAGAAGUUCUCUUUCAUUCGGUUUUUACGCGAAAAGUUCAGGUUUCGAGACGUCAACGCCUUGGUGUAGACUUUUGUCUCAGUCUUCGCAGAAUCCGAAUAUUGUCAUCUCCACGUCGAAUUUCACAGUCGGUUCAAACAGAAACUGCAGCUUUACCUUGAAGGAACAGUCUAUCAGCGGUGUCUUGUGCAAGAUCAAGCGCACACAGCGUGAGGGCAGUGCUGUAGCAGUUCUAGAAAGUACGGGAAGCAAGGGAUCGGUGCAGGUUAAUGGCACAACGGUCAAGAAAACUUCUAACUGUGUACUUAGCUCGGGAGAUGAGGUGGUCUUUGGAUUUCUGGGGAACCAUGCCUAUAUUUUUCAGCAACUCAUGAGUGAGGUCACUGUUAAGGGUACAGAGGGCCAGAGUGGUGUUGGUCCUGUUGGAAAAUAUUUGCAUGUUGAAAGGCGGACGGGAGAUCCUUCGGCUGUGGCUGGGGCUUCCAUAUUGGCAUCUCUAUCAAGCCUGAGACAAGACUUAUCACGGUGGAAGUCUCCAGGUCAUUCCACUGGUAAAAUUCAUCCAGCUGAGGGACCCUCUCAGUCUGUUGUUCAUGAUGGCACAGAUGUUGAGCUUGAUGGCCCGGAAGGCACGUCAACCCCGAACUUAGGAAGUGAUAAAGCUGAAGAUACUGGAGCGAUCGACAAGACCCCCGACUGCAAUCCAGACUCUGGCACAGAGGCAGGCAAUGUAAAAUUCUCUGGGGUGAAUGAUUUGCUAAGGCCUUUAUUGAGGAUGUUAGCUGGAUCACCUAGUUGUAAACUAAAAUUGAGCAAAGAUAUAUGUAAACAGGUCUUGGAAGAAGCAAACGAGUGGACGAGGGAUUCACAGCCAGCGUCAACUUCAGUCAUGUCUUUGCGAUGUGCAGUGUUUAAAGAAGAUAUUCAUGCAGGGAUUCUUGAUGGGAAAACCAUAGAUGUUUCAUUUGACAACUUCCCAUACUAUUUGAGUGAGAAUACAAAAAACGUUUUGAUUGCAGCUUCGUUUAUACACCUGAAACGUAAAGAACAUGCAAAAUACACAACACAGCUUCUUACUGUGAAUCCACGAAUAUUGCUUUCUGGUCCUGCAGGGUCAGAGAUAUAUCAGGAGAUGUUGGCAAAGGCCCUUGCUAACUACUUCCAGGCCAAGUUGCUCAUAUUUGACAGCCACUCUUUUUUGGCUGGUUUAUCAUCCAAGGAAGCCGAGUUGCUGAAGGAUGGACUUAAUGCGGAAAAAUCCUGCAACUGCUCCAAACAAGGCCCUGUACUCUCCGAUGCGACGAAGACCAUGGAUCAGUCAAAUUGUGAAGCUGGGACACCAAGCUCUUCAAAUGGUCCUACUUGUGGCCUGGAAUCUCAAACGAAAAUGGAGUCUGAGACUGUCCCCUCUUCUUCUGGGGCAUCUAAGAAUUAUUUAUUUAAAAUAGGUGAUAGGGUUAGAUUUAUUGGUUCAACUUGUGGUAGCCUGUAUUCUUCAUCUUCAUCGAGGGGCCCACAGAACGGAGCACGUGGAAAGAUUAUGUUACUUUUUGAAGGCAAUCCUAUAUCAAAAGUUGGUGUAAGAUUUGAUAAACCCAUAAAUGAUGGGGUUGAUCUUGGGGGACUUUGUGAUGUAGGUUAUGGAUACUUCUGCAAUGCUUCUGAUCUUCGUUUGGAAAGCACGGGUGUAGAAGAAUUAGACAAGCUACUUAUUAACACAUUGUUCAAGGCUGUACAUAGUGAGAGUAGAGAUUCUCCUUUCAUCUUGUUCAUGAAGGAUGCUGAGAAGUCUCUUGUGGGAAAUACAGAUUCAUAUUCUUCAUUUAAGAGUAGGUUGGAAAAGCUUCCUGAUAAUGUGGUUGUAAUUGGUUCACAUACCCAAACUGACAACCGAAAAGAGAAGUCACAUCCCGGUGGUCUGCUCUUCACAAAGUUCGGCAGCAACCAAACUGCUCUUCUUGACUUGGCUUUUCCGGAUAGUUUUGGAAGACUUCAUGAUAGAGGGAAGGAGGUUCCGAAGGCAACAAAACACCUCACCAAGCUCUUCCCCAAUAAGGUUACCAUUCAUCUCUCUCUCUCGCUGGCAGAUGAGGCACUUCUUGUUUCAUGGAAGCAACAAUUGGAUAGAGACGCUGAAACCCUUAAAAUGAAAGGAAAUCUAAAUCACCUACGCACUGUUUUGGGUCGGACUGGAGUGGAAUGUGACGGACUUGAGACAUUAUGCAUCAAGGAUCAAACACUUACAAAUGAAAGUGCAGAAAAAGUAGUUGGAUGGGCUUUAAGUCAUCAUCUCAUGCAGAACCCUGAGGCUGAUCCUGAAGCGAGACUUGCUUUGUCUAGUGAGAGCAUCCAGUACGGAAUUGGAAUGCUACAGGCGAUCCAGAAUGAAUCUAAGAGCUUGAAGAAAUCACUCAAGGAUGUUGUGACGGAAAAUGAAUUUGAGAAAAGGCUUCUAGCAGACGUCAUUCCACCUAGUGAUAUUGGAGUCACUUUUGAUGAUAUUGGGGCUCUUGAGAAUGUUAAGGAUACAUUGAAGGAACUGGUGAUGCUUCCUUUGCAAAGGCCUGAACUUUUCUGCAAGGGGCAAUUGACCAAGCCUUGCAAGGGCAUACUAUUAUUUGGGCCCCCUGGAACUGGUAAGACGAUGCUUGCAAAGGCCGUGGCUACUGAAGCUGGUGCAAACUUUAUCAACAUAUCCAUGUCUAGCAUUACAUCAAAGUGGUUUGGUGAGGGUGAAAAGUAUGUGAAAGCUGUUUUCUCGCUGGCUAGUAAAAUUGCCCCAAGCGUUAUAUUUGUUGAUGAAGUUGACAGCAUGUUGGGCCGAAGAGAAAACCCAGGGGAACAUGAGGCUAUGCGUAAGAUGAAAAAUGAAUUUAUGGUAAACUGGGAUGGUUUACGAACAAAAGAUACAGAGCGUGUCCUGGUGCUUGCAGCUACAAAUAGGCCAUUUGACCUUGAUGAGGCCGUCAUCCGAAGGUUGCCGCGCAGACUGAUGGUAAAUUUGCCUGAUGCUCCCAAUAGAGCAAAGAUAAUAAAAGUUAUCUUGGCAAAAGAGGAUUUAUCUUCUGGUGUUGAUUUUGAUGCAAUUGCGACUAUGACAGAUGGAUAUUCAGGAAGCGAUCUCAAGAAUCUGUGUGUAACUGCUGCGCACCGUCCAAUCAAAGAGAUUUUGGAAAAGGAGAAAAAGGAGCGUGCAGCAGCUCUAGCAGAAGGUAAACCUGCACCAGCUUUGAGUGGCAGUGAAGAUAUACGUCCUCUAAAUAUGGAGGAUUUCAAAUAUGCUCAUGAAAGGGUAUGUGCUAGUGUUUCAUCCGAGUCGGUAAACAUGACGGAGCUUUUGCAAUGGAAUGAACUAUAUGGUGAAGGGGGUUCUAGAAGAAAGAAGGCUCUCAGCUACUUCAUGUGAAGAAUUCCUAUGUACAAAUGGUUUUUCCUAUUUCUCAAUUCUUCAUCUUCUUCUUUUCAUUUUCCUUUAUAUAUUAAUAUUUAUAAUUUUCUAGGCUUCUCCCGAGGCCCGUGUCAAAGUAAAUUUUCCCCGCGUCUUAGGGCUAUUUUGGAGAACCAUUUUGUCUGUAAAAUGAGACACAAAAGUUCUAAAGCUUAGUUUUUGUAUCCUUUUAGUUUAAGGGUGGCGGUUUAAAAGGGUGAAGCCUUCCUAAAAAUUUCAUUGGCUUUACUGCUCGUGUUUUGUUCCCCAUCCUCUUGCUGCCAACAACAUAAAGAACAUGUCCUUUAAAUCUAAGUUUUAUUAUUCACAUCAGAGAGAAACAAGAAAGAAACAAAUGCAUAUAUUCAUAGUCAUUAUUCUCUUUAGAGUUUGUGAGAAUUGGAGAUAAUAAACAGCGACCCUGACUGGUUUUUUCAUUUUUCGGAUGUAUGUAUAAGCAUGCAUGUAUAUUAGAGGCUGAUUACGUUGCUUAUUUGUUUCAACUCUUUCUAUGG
Morus notabilis is the source of this 4400-nucleotide messenger RNA. RefSeq lists its product as uncharacterized. Gene Ontology annotation, cellular component: mitochondrial outer membrane. The transcript is spliced from 27 exons. The record is from RefSeq and is a predicted model, not a curated record. Gene Ontology annotation, molecular function: ATP binding; ATP hydrolysis activity; protein binding. The coding region runs from base 142 to 3864 and encodes 1240 amino acids. NCBI's taxonomy places the organism in Eukaryota, Viridiplantae, Streptophyta, Magnoliopsida, Rosales, Moraceae.